Messenger RNA from Paralichthys olivaceus (Japanese flounder), 2426 nucleotides. Its product is annotated as torsin-1A-interacting protein 2-like. NCBI's taxonomy places the organism in Eukaryota, Metazoa, Chordata, Actinopteri, Pleuronectiformes, Paralichthyidae. Gene Ontology annotation, molecular function: ATPase activator activity. Gene Ontology annotation, cellular component: membrane. Gene Ontology annotation, biological process: membrane organization. The record is from RefSeq and is a predicted model, not a curated record.
CCGCUGUCAGUGCGAUACACGAACACAGAGACGAUAAGGACACGGUGCACGGGUCAUAUUCCCCGGCAAUGUGACCGGUGGCUCCUCUGCUCUGAAGCAUCCAGUCAACCAGCGAGAGUGAAGUGUCCCUACUCAGAGAAAUGGCAGGGCAGGAGACAGAGAGCACCCAGCAGCUCAAAUUAAUCACUGAAACAGACAAACCGAAAGACGAUACAAAUUCCUUAAAUGUGGUAAAUGGGGAAAACAAAACCGUGAAGAAAGACUCGGAUGAAAACAUAAUCAAGCCAGAUGAUUGUGCAUCUGCAGCUGCACCCACAAACGAAGAGACUGAAGACGACACUGGUGAACCAACAGCAGCGGCUGAUGGUAAAAACCUCACUGGGCAGAAAGCACCUGACACAACCAGUUCACCAACCCUGGUUGAAAGACAGACUGUUCAAGUAGAGGGAUCCUCCGGUGGACCUGAUGUACAACCACAUGGUGUUGAAGACAAACCGAAAGAAGAUACAAAUUCCUUAAAUGUGGUAAAUGGGGAAAACAAGACUGUGAAGAAAGACUCGGAUGAUAAUGUUAUCAAGCCAGAUGAUUGUGCAUCUGCAGCUGCCCCCACAAACGAAGGGACUGAAGACGACACUGGUGAACUAACAGCAGCAGCUGAUGGUAAAAACCUCACUGGGCUGAAAGCACCUUACACAACCACACCAACCCUGGUUGAAAGAGCUUUUGCUGCUGCAUCCACAAACAAACAGCCCACAGUGCAGGCGGAUGGUAAAAGUGAAGACCUCACUGAGAAGAAAGCACCCGUGACCAGCUCACCGACCCUGAAUACAGUGAAAACAGACCAAGUAGAUGGAUUCACAGGUGGACCUGAUGUACAACCACAUCGGGAUGAAGACAUAACAAAUGAAGCUGCAGGGGAUCACGAAGGAAGUCCAGAGCAUGAUUCCCCUGAACCGGAAAUGUUGGACACGAAAGACACAGAGGAAGAGACGCAUAACUGGGGAAUACCUGUUGAAACCAUUAAGUCUGUUUCUGUGGAGAGUGUUGAACACACAGCUACAGAUGACACUGGGAUUCUUCGAGGGAAUUUCUGGGUUCUGACAGCAGUGGCAGUUGUUGUAGUAGCUGCUUGUCUUGCCAUUUACCUGACGCCCUCCAGCCCUUCUGAGACUCCACUUGAGGAAAACAGUGUAGCCGUCUUCCUCAGGCAAAUGGAAAAAGUGAAGGCUCAGUUCCUUAAUCAGCGUGCGGAGGUCUGGAAAAGGAGCAGGAUCCACCUGCAGAGGCACCUCCAGACAGCCCACCCAACAGCACCAGUGAGUCUCAUCCUGACUGCUGGCCUCAGAGCAGAGAAGACACUACACUGCCUGGCCCAAGGCCUGGCCUCCUCCUUAUCUUUUGCACUCAAGGCCUCCGUCCUGCAGAUAAAUGGAACCAGCGCAGCCAGCCAGGACAGCGACCAGGUCAAACUGGACAUAGAUCGCAAGCUGCAAAGCGCUUUCGAAGGGGACAAACCUGUGGCCAUCAUUCACCGCUUUGAGGAGCUGCCUCCAGGCUCCACUCUCAUUUUCUAUCGCUACUGUGACCACGAGAACGCUGCCUACAAGGAGACUUUUCUGAUAUUCACAGUGCUGCUGGAGGAGGAAGAGGAGAUUCCUGCCAAAAUGCAUUUGAAUGCUGUGGAGGAGAUGGUGGACGACCACCUCAAGAAGAAGUUCCUCUCUCAUGACCACCCUGUGUCUUUUGACAGGAUGGACAUUGACAAGUAUGGUGGACUGUGGAGCCGCAUUUCUCACCUUAUCCUCCCGGUAGCAGCAGAGGACAGGAUAGAACAUGAAGGCUGCCAGGGCUAGAAAAUAAUCAAUUAUGUUUGAACUUUAAAUCAAAAUACAAAACUAAUGCAACUUAUCAGAUCUGGCACUGGAGAACUCUGGUCAUUGUGGGGUCAGUACAGUCGUUUUAAAUACCAAAAGGUUUCUUAUUGUAUUGAAGCUCACUUCAGGUGACGGCAUCAUGGGAAAGAAUAAAACACUUAAGAUAAUUAUGGGAUAUUUUCUGAUAUUCAUUGAAAAGGUUUGAUAAAACACUGUGGCACUUUAUUAAUAUUUGAUUAAAUGUGAUUAGAGAAAAUCUGCGAUGUGUGAUGUAAUUGUGGGGGUUGUGAUGAUUUUACACUGCAAUGCGUCAUUGUUAAAAGUUAUAGAAUGAGAGACUAUUGUUUGUUUAUGUCUAACACACAAAACAACUAUUAAUUUCACAACACAGGAUUUGUUUUUAUGACAGUUUUCUGUGUAAUUCUCUAAAUGCGUGGCACUAUGUGCCUUUAAACAUUUAAUGUGCAAUGUUUGUAUAUAUAUAUGCUCACAUCAGAGAGAAACAAGUACACAAUGAAAUGUGCCUUACAGUACAAAUAAACUCAAGUUCCU